Molecule: messenger RNA, 2117 nt
Organism: Cimex lectularius (bed bug)
Lineage: Eukaryota; Metazoa; Arthropoda; Insecta; Hemiptera; Cimicidae
Gene: Mlf
Product: myeloid leukemia factor
Exons: 9
Coding region: 443-1312 (289 amino acids)
Biological process (GO): regulation of DNA-templated transcription
Cellular component (GO): nucleus; cytoplasm
Source: RefSeq, a predicted model, not a curated record
CCGAUGGUUAAAGGAUUUCAACUGAUUACGAUUAGAAAAAAAACACUUGAAGUCUUAGUUAUGAAAAUUAACAAUAAACGAUUUGUAAUAAGUUGAGUUCACUUAAUAAAAGAAGAUUAACUCUUUUUCUAAACAGGACGUGGACGGUAUAUACUACAAAUUUGUCAAUAAGAAAGUAGACCCUGUGUUUAGUUGGCGACUGGCGUAGGGAAAUACAGAUUGUAUAGUUCGAAUGAAUGCAGUUAUCGCGUUGUUCAUUUUCUGACAAGUUUCCGUCUCGGUCCCUCUCGCAAGUUUCGUCCGGUCUAGACGAUCUGUUAAAAUAAAAGACCUACUCGAAAGCCGUCGAUCUAGUUUAUUCGAGCACUUGACAGUUCUCUUCGAAGUUCCAUUAAGUUGACCGAUUUAUCUUCAUAUCUUUGCCAAUCCGAAGAAACGUAAAAUGUUCCUGUUCGGAUCUUUGCCGGGGGAAGUUGAAGAAGACCCUUUCGUCGGGGGACAUAUGUGGCACAUGAACCAAAUGAUGAACGGCUUCUUCAGAGACCCAUUUCAAGAUAUGAUGGGGAUGAUUGGCAAUGACGCAGCUUAUCGAGGUGGUCAUCCCCAUAGAAGUUCAACAAACAGCAUAAUGGGCGACUUGGCAACGGGUGGUGGGAUUGGUGAGCUCAUGCCAUUUGGAUUUCCCAACUUAGGACGAGUUUUCCAAGAUAUGAACAAUGCAAGUGGACACAUGACAAGUAUGAGCACUGUUAUGACAAUGACGCAAGGCCCAGAUGGACGUCCACAGGUUUAUCAAGCUUCAACAUCAACAAGGCAGGGGCCAGGAGGGGUAAGAGAGACUAAAAAAACUGUGGCCGAUUCAAGAACAGGUGUUAAGAAGAUGUCUAUUGGCCAUCAUAUUUAUGAUAGGGCACAUGUAAUAGAACGGGAACAAAACGUAUAUUCAGGAGACCAGGAGGAGCGCCAGGAAUUCAUAAAUUUAGACGAAGAUGAUGCAGAAGAAUUUCAACAAGAGUGGGAAGCCAAGACGAGGAGCACUAGAACUGCAAUUGGAUAUGGUGGAGCCCAGCCACAUGGUUCAAGACGUUACAAACGGGAUAGGGCGCAACCACAGCUUGCACUGACUUCAGGCACUUCACAGGAAGAACCCCAGCAGCCAAGAUACUGUGAUGUUGCUAAUAAAUUGAAAUCCAAGAAAAGUUCUUCAAGACACUCUGUAAGAAAUGCACUUAAAGCUCAGACUACCUCUGCACUCCCUCAGACUACAUCCAUUGCUGCUAAGAUUGCUCAUAGGUACGGACGGAAAUACUGAUGAGCCUUAUAAAAUGUUUAUCUCUUUGGAAAUAUAGCUUUUUAAUGAUAGAUUAAGGAAAUUUGUAAUCUAAUCAUCAUGGACAAUUUGAAAUAAUCACGGAUUCUUGAUUUGUAGUGCACAUUUUAUUUUAUAAAUUAUAAUAAACUGGCACCUUUUUCUCUGUAUGUAUACCACAUACACCAUAUUUAAAUAAUGGUUAUUAUCGUUGCGUAUCAAAAAUAAAAAAUAAAAAAAGAAGAACGUGCUGUUUUGUUUUUAUUACUGUGACCUUUUUUAACAACUCAAGAACCAGCUAUGAUGGUUUAACGUUAAGUGUGUGUUUGCAGAUGUUGAUAUCAAAAUGUAAAAUUGUUCUAGUACAUCUGCUACAAAUGUAAACAGCUUUACAAAUUUAGUUGAACUGUAAGUUUUAAAUUGAAUCUUUGUGCUCCUACAAUUUCAAGUGAAAUAAUUCGCUUUGAGGUGAUGAACUGUACGAUUAAUCUGUUAGAUAUGAAAAAAGCAAACGAUUUGUAAAUAACAUGUUAAAAAAAGCUAGAAAAGAUAAUCUUGAUUGUUACUACACAAAAAUUUUAAGAGGAAAUAAGAGAUAGAUUGAUUAGUCUAUUAUAAUUACUAAAUAAAUUAAGCCAAAGAAGCUAAUGAGAAUAUGCCAAAGUUGAUAUGUUAAAUAUUAUAAUCAUAAAGGAUUGUUUGAAGUAUGGAAAUUGCAGAAUAAAGAGAAACUAUUAAAAAAACUGAAAACAUAACAUAAAAUAACUUGUUAAUUGCUAUCUUAUAUUUACUUUCAACCCAAUUUUUU